Molecule: messenger RNA, 510 nt
Organism: Erinaceus europaeus (western European hedgehog)
Lineage: Eukaryota; Metazoa; Chordata; Mammalia; Eulipotyphla; Erinaceidae
Product: ly6/PLAUR domain-containing protein 2-like
Exons: 3
Coding region: 57-443 (128 amino acids)
Molecular function (GO): acetylcholine receptor inhibitor activity
Source: RefSeq, a predicted model, not a curated record
UCCACUGUUCUUGCAGGCUGGCCGCAGCUACGUGGAGCGGUGGUGCGGGACGGACCAUGCGGGGCGUUUGGCUGACUUUGCUUCUGGCACUGCUGCUGGCUGUCUUCUGCGAGCUAGCCAUGACCCUGCAGUGCUAUACCUGUCAUGAGCCCGUGAGUGUGUCCAGCUGCACGUCGGUCAUCACCUGCAGAGCCAACGAGACCAUGUGCAAGACCACACUGUACUCUCUGGAGAUCGUGUUCCCUUUCGAGGGGGACUCCACCGUGACCAAGUCCUGCGCCAGCAAGUGUGAGCCCUCUGAUGUAGACGGCAUCGGCCAGACCCGGCCCGUGUCCUGCUGCAACACAGAUCUGUGCAACGUGGACGGAGCACCUGCCCUGGGUGGCCCCCACUAUCUGGCCCUCACCUUCAUGCUUGGCCCCCUCCUGAGCCUCGGUCUCUAGAGCCCCUGCUGAGGAAUGCUCCCCCACCUCGCCUAGAAUGCUCUGGAAGAAUUCACACCCACCCGAA